Amblyraja radiata (thorny skate) is the source of this 4992-nucleotide messenger RNA. Its product is annotated as cohesin subunit SA-2-like. Gene Ontology annotation, molecular function: chromatin binding. Gene Ontology annotation, biological process: sister chromatid cohesion. The coding region runs from base 249 to 3830 and encodes 1193 amino acids. Gene Ontology annotation, cellular component: chromatin; cohesin complex; nucleus. Lineage: Eukaryota; Metazoa; Chordata; Chondrichthyes; Rajiformes; Rajidae. The transcript is spliced from 33 exons. The record is from RefSeq and is a predicted model, not a curated record.
CUACAAGCAAGGCCAUCAGAUGGCAGUGUGCAUCCGUCGUUUUGCAGCGGAGAAGGUGAACCGGACAUUGAACAAACAGAGAACGUUUCCUGAAAAACAGAGAAGGUUUCCAAACGCUCUGCAACACAACGUGAGAGUGGGGAAACCUGCUGCUCGGCUCGAGAAGGUGCUGCAGGAGGAAGCUAUAAGAUGGCUGUCGAUGCAAGUGGGUCGCCCCGUUAGAAUUGUGGCUGAACUUUGGAACAGCGAUGAUAGCAGACGCGGAGAUGCCCGGCAGAGAUUCUGGCCAAAAGGAGAAUGAAAGUCACCCUGAGUCUGACAACGACCUGGAGAAUCAGAGGAGGAGAAGUCAAAGCACCACUGCUUCAUGGAAGAGACGGAGGGACCAGCCUGAGAAAAGCCGGCGGAGAUCAUCAACCACAAGAAGUCGUCGCAAGAUUCGAUCAAAUGGACACCAACAGCAAGAUGAGGUUGAGGCCGUCACACUGUUUGAGGUGGUCAGGAUGGGCAAGAGCGCGAUGCAGUCUGUAGUUGAUGACUGGAUUGAAGAGUAUAAACAAGACAGAAAUGCCGCCCUCCUGGAUCUCAUCCUUUUUUUUAUCCAGUGUUCAGGAUGCAGAGGAAUGGUUACAGCUGAGGUUUUUCAAAAUAUGCAUAGUCCUGACAUUAGGAGAAAAAUGACUGAGGAAUUUGAUGAGGAGACUGGGUUACAGUACAAGAAAUUCAUGGUGUAUCCCUGGAUAUUGAAUGUCACAUGGCCACUUGAAAUGGACAGUGGGGAUUAUCCACUGACAAUGACGGGACCCUAUUGGAGGAAGUUCAAGCCCAACUUCUGUGAAUUUAUCUCUGUGUUGAUUCAGCACUGUCAGUACACCAUCAUACACGAUGAAUAUCUGAUGGACACAGUCAUCUCCCUGCUUGCCGGCCUCUCCGAUUCUCAAUUGCGGGCAUUCCGACAUACAAGUACGCUCGCAGCUAUGAAAUUAAUGACGGCAUUAAUCAACGUGUCUCUGAGUCUGAGGGUACAGCUACACAAUGCCCAACGGCAGUGUGAAGUGGAGAAGAGUAACAGAAGCCACAACCGUGGACUGGAAGCAUUGGUGCGGAAGAAGGGAGAGAUUUUAGAGAAGCAGGAGAAUAUUGAAAACCUGAUGGAUGCCAUUUUUAAAGGAAUCUUUGUCCAUCGAUAUCGUGAUGCAUUGUUUGAAAUCAGAGCCAUUUGUAUCGAGGAAAUAGGUAUCUGGAUGAAGACCAGCAGCGAUCGCUUCCUGACUGACAGCUACUUGAAAUAUGUGGGGUGGACUUUGCAUGACAAACAAAGUGACGUGAGAUUGAAAUGCCUGAUUGGAUUGGUGAACCUGUACUCUGACAAGGAGUGUUGUACAAAGAUGGAUCUCUUCACCUGUCGCUUCAAGGAUAGGAUCAAGUCAAUGAUAUUGGACAAAGAAAGUGAAGUGGCCGUACAAGCAAUUAAGGUGUUGACUCUCAUGAUGCAGAACUGUGACGAAGCCUUGUCAUCAGAAGACUGCAAACAGUUGUACCAUUUUGUUUACUCCGCGCACAGACCUGUUGCCUUGGCAGCUGCAGAGUUCUUGCAUUGGAAGUUGUUUUGCAGUCAGGACUCUGAAGUGCCAGAUGAAGUGCAAGAGAGAAAGGAUACGCACCACAUCAGCCACUUGAAGACUCUGGUGAACUUCUAUCUGAAGAGCGAGGGAUGUACACAUUCAGCCUACCUCGUUGACAGCCUCUGGGACUCUUCGGCAGUUCUACUGAAGGAUUGGGAGUCCAUGACGGCUCUACUGCUGCAAGAUGGCGGCCCAGAGGAGGAAGCUUUCACUGAUUUGCAGAAGGCAGCAUUGGUUGAAGUCAUGCUGAGCUCAAUACGCCAGGCAGCUGAGGGUCUCCCGCCUGGAGGCAGGUGCUUAGGAAAGAAGGUUCAGAUGGGAAAGGAGAGAAAGUCACAUCUCGACGAUCGGGCGAAGCUGACUGAACAUUUCAUCGUGGCACUUCCACAGCUGCUGGCCAAGUUUUCCACCCAUGGGGAGAAAGUAAUUAAAUUAAACCUUCUACAAAUACCACAGUAUUUUGAUCUGGAGGUUUACAGCACUUUGCAACUGGAAAAGCAUUUGGACACCCUACUGAAGCAGAUAAAGGAGAUAGUGGAGCAGGAGGUGGGCUCUGAGGUUUUGGAGUUCUGUUCGAAGGCAUAUCUGUUCCUCAGUAAGGAAGAGCUGGCUGCUCAUGAACAAGUAGAACUUGCAAAAAGCCAACUGUUCGACCAGCUCGUGGGAAAGUUCAACCUGCUGCUGAAAGACUUUCUUCACAAGGGUGACCGGUUUGACGAGGAUGAAUCUUACCAAAUGUGGUCCACGCUGAAGAGAAUAACUACCUUCCAUAAUGCUCAUGAUAUAACUCGAUGGAACCUGCUGAAUAGCACCUGUAAGCUGCUGAAGAGCGGGUUGGAGGAUGGCAAUGUCACCGAGCCGAUCAUUAUUCAAGCCAUAAAGUGCAGCUACUUUGACAUCAUGUGGCAACUCUCCAAAGUAUCUGAAGGCAUUUCCCCUCAGAGCAUGCAAGUGCUGGUGGGGAAGCAGAUGAGGGGAUUCUGUUACAUUUGCAGACGGUACCUGACCAAUGUCAGCAACGUGGUCAGAGAGCAGGCCUUUGUGAUCCUUUGUGACCUCCUGCUGGUCUUUAGCCACGAGGUGCUGUCCAGUGGCCACGAGAACAUUGAGCCCUUUGCCUACGUCCCAGAGGCUUCCUUGCAGUCCGAGCUUGUGGCCUUCGUCAUGGACCAUGUCUUCAUCCCUCAAGACAAUGAGAAUGUCAACAAAGAUGAAGAAUGCAAAGUGGGAAUAUUACACAACAGGAGGAACCUGCUUGCGGCCUUCUGUAAGCUGAUCGUGUUCAGUGUGGUGGAGAUGGACAUCGCCGCUGAUAUCUUUAAACAAUACAUCAAGUAUUACAUCGACUAUGGGGACAUCAUUAAGGAGACGCUCAGCAGGACCAGACAGAUUGAUAAAAUCCAAUGUGCAAAGACCUUGAUUCAGAGCUUAAAGCAGCUGUUCAGUGAACUGGUGGAAGCUCAAGGCUCCAACGCAACCAGAUGGUCUCAACCCUUCAUCAGCAUCAAGGACUUGGCCAGGCGCUUCUCACUGACCUUUGGCUUGGACCAGUUGAAAGCCAGGGAAGCGAUGAGCAUGUUGCACAAAAAUGGCAUUGAAUUUGCCUUCAGAGAUGUCAAUGCAAAGGGCACCAAUCAGCCUCCGUCUAAUCUCGCCUUCCUGGACAUCUUGAGCGAAUUUUCCCCAAAGCUGCUGAAAACAGACAAGAGAACAGUAUUCUAUUGCCUGGAGAGAUUCAUUACAGACCAGAUGGCCGUAGAGAGUGGAGAGGAGUGGCUGCCACUGGCUGCAUACAGAAGGUCCUUGCUGGACACCAGGGAUGAUGAUACCACUUCUACAAGCAGUGGAGAUAGGAGUCCUUCCUCCCCAGUGCAACACAGCUCCAAAGCAGCAUCUCUGAAAAGAAGACACCAAACAGAAGACAGCGUUAGUAAUGAGGAGCAGAAAGGGAAGAGCUUACCUAGUUGCCUGAUGUCUCCGCUGACUUCGACAGAACACAGAGAUCAUGAGAGGCACGCGCAUCAGGGGAGAAGUUACACGAAGGAGACUGCGAUGGAUCAGGAUGGGCUGCAGUCACUUUGCAGUGAGUAUAAUAAUCCCACAAUAAUGGGAAACAACGAGAGAACAGCAACAGAAGAGGCAGCUGAAUCACCCGGCAGUGAUUUUGACGAUUUGAAUGAAGUAUUGGAUAUUGACAAUGACUGAUGUGGACUUGAUGCCAGUGGCAGGAAUAACUCAAGGCACCAUCUCCAUCAACAUUUCAAUUGUGCGCAGUCAAAGGCUCCGAACUCUUCAAAAAGAAUUUAAAAUAUAAACAUUUUGAGAACUAGAGGACAAUGUAAAACGGUUGGUGGUAAUGUUGCAGUACCGAGAAACGAAGCACAAUUACCUCACAGAUAACCUUCUGCAGAAGUAUAUCCCCCUUGGGUGGGAUCAUUCUUUGAAGGACAUUUGUUUUCUGCAGCUCACACUAAAACAUUUUAUUUCAUCCUUUCAAAAAUGUUUGAAAACGGUUCCCUGUACAUGUCACAUAGAAAAUAAGUGCAGGAGUAGGCCAUUCGGCAUCGGGCCAGCACCCCCAGUUAAUAUGAUCAUGGCUGAUCAUCCACAAUCAGUAUCCCGUUCAGGCUUUUACCACCCAAUAUCCCUCGAUUCCCUUAGCUCUGUGCUAAAUCUAACUUGCUCCAGUUGUACAAUAUGUGGAAUAUUAUGUUAACAUUCCCAAUCUGCACUUACUAAUGAAGAAUGGUCAUUUGGGUAAAGAAAUAGGGAGAUGCUAAUGUCAAUAAAAUCACAUUUGGCAUAACAGCAGAAAAAGGUGACAAAAUGAGCAAAAUAUAUGUCUUUGCAUUUAAUAAUGUAUCAAAACUAACUGUUUUAUUAUGUAUUUACAAAUCAUGAACUGAGUGCCAAGUAAUAUAUAGGACAAUUUUAUCAAAGGAUGCCAGAACUGUAAUUUUAAUAGUUAAUGCACGUGAAGAUGCAUCAGAAUCUGUUAGUCAUGAAUUAUUAACCAAGUGUUAGAAAGACCAGCUCCUGUUGGGGGUUAAGUCUGUAAUUGGCUGAUGAUCUAGGCAAGAGCUGCUAGUGGAGGCAAGUUAGAUGGUCAGAUUAAACUGAGAUAUUUAAAAUUCAGUGAAGCUAGGUUAUUAUCCAAAUUAGGUCCAAGCUUGCUUGAUAAAGGAGAAUGUAAAGGGGAUAGUUGACAAAAGCAAUGGUUAGUAGAUAAAAGCAAAUGUUGAUUUACCAAAAAAACUCCACAGUGCUGGAGUAACUCAGCCGGUUGGGCUGAAAAAGGGUCCCAAUCUGAAACAUUGCCUGUCCAUCUCCUUCAGAGUUGUUGAGUUACUCCAACACUUUUUUUUCA